AUGUCGAAUCCAAACGCUACCGAGCCUUCUCCUCUCUCGGAGACGACCAUACCCAGCAGCUUCGACAACGAAUUCUUCGAAGAGUCCCGCUUCCAGAAGUUCUCUCGGAAACUCCGACAAGAGCCUCUAAUCCCCAUCGGUUGCGCGGCGACAUGUUACGCUCUGUACAUGGCGACCAAGUCGAUCCGGGCCGGCGACCAUCACCAGACGAACCGCAUGUUCCGGGCGCGUAUCUACGCGCAGGGCUUCACGCUGCUGGCUCUGGUGGCCGGAAGCUACUUUUACAAGGACGAGCGGCUCAAGCGCAAGGCCUUUGAGGCCGCGCUGGACGAGAAGAAGACUGCGGAGAAGAGAGAGAAGUGGCUCCGGGAGCUCGAGGCACGAGACGAGGAGGACAGAGCCUGGAGAGACCGCAUCGAAAAAGCAAGCGCAGAUGCAAGAGCCGGUGUGCAAGAUGUCAAGCAGUCGACGGAGAGGUUCCUCGACGAGGGCAAGGACAGUCUCAAACAGCAGAUUGCGCCUGAGCAGACAGAGCAGAAGAAGAAGUCGAGCUGGAAUAUUUGGAGUAGGAGCGUCAAGGACGAGGUUGUGCUUGAUGGAUGGGGCCCUGGCAUGUGGGCGACGAGGACCAGAGAUGCAUGGAGGAGGUUUUGA
Exophiala spinifera is the source of this 654-nucleotide messenger RNA. RefSeq lists its product as uncharacterized. Lineage: Eukaryota; Fungi; Ascomycota; Eurotiomycetes; Chaetothyriales; Herpotrichiellaceae. The record is from RefSeq and is a predicted model, not a curated record. The coding region runs from base 1 to 654 and encodes 217 amino acids. Gene Ontology annotation, cellular component: mitochondrion. The transcript has a single exon. Gene Ontology annotation, biological process: mitochondrial respirasome assembly.